AAAAAAAGGUAAAGAUUUUGACAGAUUUUGACAAGACGGGGUGCUUGGAAUUGAUUUGCAAAUUUUCCGAAUAUUCAGAAAAAAAUCUGUGAAAUUGCAAAAAAAUCUAAUAAUAAAAUGGGUGGUUAAUAAAGUAUAAAUUACAUUGAAUUCAAAAUGAAGGUGUCCCUCGCCCAGUCGCACCCUGUUUACAAAGAAGGCAGACACCAUCAUGGAGUUACUCCAGGCAGUAUGCAGGAGAAGUGGAACUUAAAACAUGACACUUCAAUAUUUAUCACAGAUCACACCCAAGCGUCUUCACAUAGGAAAUUUUUGAGGCGAUGGAAUCAACUGUCUCGCCUGCAAAGGUCGAUAGUUUAUGCUGUACUUGUGAUUAUUAUAACUGUAUUAGUAUUGUUAUACUCUUCAAAAUUCAGGGAUGAUAAUGUAAAUAAAAGUGAUAAAAACAAAGUGGAUCCGGAACCUGUGAAAAAUGUGUCUCUAGUCAAAGAACCAAUAGCAGCACCAGCAGCUAUUGUUCAACCCGUGAAAACUAUUAUAAAAAGUGAACACAAUGAAAGGCCUACUUUCACCGGUCCAACUACGGAACGUCAAGUGGCAGUUGUGCAGAGUUUUAAACAUGCUUGGAAAGGUUACAAGGAACAUGCAUGGGGCCACGAUAACUUGAAACCAGUUUCAGGCAUGGCCUCGGACUGGUUCUCUCUUGGUCUGACUAUUGUUGAUGGACUUGACACGGCUUAUAUUAUGGGACUUAAGCAAGAAUUUGAGGAAGGCAAGCAGUGGAUUAAAGAUCAAUUGAUUUUCACAAAGAAUAAGGAUGUAAAUUUCUUUGAAGUUACUAUACGAGUGCUUGGUGCAUUGCUGACCAAUUAUCAUUUUACUCAAGAUGAGAUGUUCCUUGAAAAAGCCAAAGAUUUAGGCGAUCGUUUGAUGGCGGCGUUCUCCUCGCCGUCCGGUAUACCGUACUCCGACGUGAACCUCGGCACUCGCAUGGCGCACGCGCCUGAGUGGUCUCACUACAGCACCACAGCUGAGGUCACCACUGUUCAGUUAGAAUUCCGAGAAUUGUCCAGGGCAUCGGGCAAUCCUGUGUUUGAGGAUGCGGCGUCAGCAGUGUCCGAGAAGAUCCAUCAGUUGCCAAAAAAGCACGGCUUGGUGCCGAUAUUCAUAAACCCGAACACCGGCCACUUCCUGCCCCACGCCACCAUCACCCUCGGCGCUCGUGGCGACAGCUACUACGAGUACUUACUCAAGCAGUGGCUACAGACCGGGAAGACCAUCAAUUAUUUGUUGGACGACUACAUGACUGCAAUAGAGGGCGUUCGCGAGUUUCUUGCUAAGCGGUCGUCGCCUAAUAAACACUUGUUUAUUGGCGAGCUAUCGGCCGGGUCAGAGUCAUUCAAUCCAAAGAUGGACCACCUGACGUGUUUUUUACCGGGCACGCUGGCGCUGGGCCACGCUAACGGCCUGCCCGACUGGCACAUGAAGAUGGCGGAGGAACUCCUCUACACCUGCUACCUGACGUACGCGGCGCAUCCCAGUUUCCUGGCUCCGGAGAUCACACAUUUCAACCUGGCGAGUGCUACUGACGAUAUGUAUACGAAAACGGCUGACUCCCACAACUUACUGCGUCCUGAGUUCGUCGAGAGUCUUUGGUAUAUGUACCAGAUUACUGGAAACACCACAUUCCAGGAUUGGGGAUGGCAAAUUUUCCAGAGCUUAGAAAAAUAUGCGAAGGUGCCCAACGGUUACACAUCGCUGGCCAACGUGAAAUCCGAGAAACCUUUACAGCGAGACAUGAUGGAGACCUUUUUCCUUUCUGAAACGCUUAAAUACCUGUACUUACUAUUUAGCGACGACAGGUACAUAAUUGACUUAAAUAAGUACGUCAUCAACUCUGAAGCACAUCCUCUGCCAAUACACAAAAAUUAGAUGACUGAAAUGACUGAACUAUGUUUUAAACUAUACCUAUUGGUGUGUAGUGUGUGCAAUUUAAUCUUUCGACUGCGUGACGUAGUGCCUUACGUCACCACAGACUAGUUGUGUUAAGCCUAAGCUAAUGGCUUCACUUGAUGUUUGUAUUUGUUCUAGUUGAACUUUGACUUUGACUUCAGUCAACACAUAAUAUUAUAAAUUUGACAUUGAUGAAAUACCAAUUAAAAACUCUCAAACUUAACAAUCAAUUCAAUCUGGCUUCAUUAUAUUGGCCAUACUGAGGCAUACGCUACGUCUAUUUAGUCGUACUACGACAAUUUCUUUCAAGUGAAAUAAAUUUUAAUCUAAGUGGCAAGAGCCUUGGGAAUACAUUAAGUAGUGGUAACUAUUGUACUUAGUACAAUUAAUGUACGUUAUGUGAAGUCCGUUUUAGCUUUGUAUUGCAUUUUCGUACUGGUAUUUCAGAUCUUAUUUAUUUACAAAUCAAAAGUUAAAACUUUUGGUCUGGUUUUUACUUAAUUUUAAAUAUUUUAUAGAAACAGCUAGUAGUCAUAUCUGUUGUUCCUUCAAAUGUAAUCAAUAAAUGAGUAGGAAACAGUCAGUAUUCAUGGUCCACCCACAGUAACUUCUCUUGAUGACUCCGUAAUAUAAUUAUUCGUUUGAAAGGUUUAAUGCGUACCUGUGCGUAGUGCGUAAUUGAGUUACUUAAAUAUGUUAUAAUUUAUUACCACAAAUAAUUUUAGUGAACGGCCAAAUCUUUUAAUAGAUUCAGUGUGUUUUCUAAUUUAAUGUAAAGAUUGCGAUACAAGGACGAUAAAAUUAUACAUUUUUAAGCAUAUUGCUAGUGUAAAUAUAAAAUGAUUAUUUUAAAUCUGUAUACGAAGGUGAUGCCUCGCCAUUUUGUAUUAAAUUAUUCGUUCCAAAGAGCGAGCCAUAUCUCUUUUUAAGAAAAACCUACUUUUGAGACUUAUUUAGUCUCGUAAAAAUAUUCAUAUUGAUUUAUUUGCGAUAUUAUUGACGAGCGGAAUAAAGUAUAAACCAAUAUACUUAUUUUAAUUACAAUUUUAUUUGUGUUCGUAAUCGGGUAGCAUAAAAAACUGACUUGUUAUACAUCUUUGUUUUGAUAAUCCUAGUCUAUGGUUUUACUUAUGGUCAAGGAGAGGAUAUCAAAAUUGUUGUUUAUAGUUUUAAGUAGAUUUUAUCUUUGAUGAAAAUACUUACAUUUUGUUUAUGUAAAGUAAAUAAGAUUUCGUCCACUUGUUUACUGGAGCUGUAGUUAAAUUUAGUAAAAUGUACUUUAAAAUAACUAUGUUUUUAUUGAUAUAAUGAAGGAGUUAUUUUUAUCUUAAAAAUCUGGUUGCUUAUUCAUAUUGCUUUAUAUUUUUUCUUCUAUCACUACUUAAUUGAUUUGUUUAUUAUAAUUGUAAGUAGGUAACGGACGACAUGUAAAUAAGUAUUAAUAUGUAUUGUUUGUUAUAUUUAUUGUUUUAAUUAAUAAUUUGACAUUGAAUUCAAGAAUAAUGUAUGUGUAUAUUGUGUAAUAAUGAAAUUACUUGCAUUUAUAUAAUAAUGCGUAAUAUUUGUAAGUGCAAUAUCGUUAUUUAACGAUUUUGGAAUCUUAUUUGUAAUAUUAGGAAAUGCGGAACUGAUUAUAUGAAGCGUGGUGUCUUAGAUUUGAACAGAUUGCAUUGCAGAUAUCUCAGUGUAAUGUGUAUUGUAUUGUUUUCAUGACUAUCAGUAGUAUGUUAAUGUAAUUGAAAUUUAUAAAAUGUACCAAAAAAUUAGAAAAAUAUUGUAGUAAAUUGAUGUCAAGAUUACAUUGUAUGAUAAUAUUUAAUGUUUUAUAUAACUCUGUCUUCUUUUUUAUUUAGUCAUUUUUAUAAGUUUAAAUUUCGACGAUAAUUAUUUUAGUUACCAAAACUAGUUUCAUUUUUCUAUGGAUUUAUACAGCGACGACUUGCAGUUGGAUUUUAAUCAAUAGUUAGGCAUUUAAGCGGAGUCCUUACUGAGUACUCCGUGUUCUUAAAUACGUAGGUCCUAUUUGAUAUUUAAAUGUUAGCGUUAUAGGCAGGCAGUAGUAGUUUAAUUAAUUGUCUACAUCAAUAGAAUAUUUUUCAAUUUCAUUGUUUUAAAUUUUAAUAUUUUAUUCGAUCAUUUACGGUAAAUCAUGUCAUAAUACCCAAAUUCAAAAUAUAAAUUAGAUUUUAAUUUUUAUAUUUUUGUACACCUUUUUAAAUUAACAAAGAAUAAUACAUAUUUUCAAUUUGAAUUUAAUCAAAAGAUUGUGAAAUUAGAUUAGCCUUGUGUAAAAUAAUUAUAGGUAGAUGGAUACUCUUAUUUGUUUAUCACACAAAAUAAAGUUAAUACAAGUUGGAAUAGCACAAUUAAGGCGAUGUACUCGCUAGGAAGCGAUCGUGUGGAUAGUAGUUGAAAGGAAAAAGCGGUGAAGAAUUAUCCGACUAUAAUUAUUAUUUUUUAAGAUUAUUUAUUAAGACUUCCAAUCCGACUCUUAUGUUGUGCCGUAUAAUACUGGUUGUAUUAAAUGUACAAUUUAAAAUAAUAAUUAUAUAUUAAUUCACAAUA
Ostrinia nubilalis (European corn borer) is the source of this 4518-nucleotide messenger RNA. It is a transcript of the gene alpha-Man-Ib, whose product is annotated as endoplasmic reticulum mannosyl-oligosaccharide 1,2-alpha-mannosidase. The record is from RefSeq and is a predicted model, not a curated record. Gene Ontology annotation, molecular function: mannosyl-oligosaccharide 1,2-alpha-mannosidase activity; calcium ion binding. Bases 157 to 1932 code for a protein of 591 amino acids. Gene Ontology annotation, cellular component: membrane; endoplasmic reticulum. The transcript has 12 exons. NCBI's taxonomy places the organism in Eukaryota, Metazoa, Arthropoda, Insecta, Lepidoptera, Crambidae. Gene Ontology annotation, biological process: mannose trimming involved in glycoprotein ERAD pathway; carbohydrate metabolic process.